UCUAAAUUCUAAAUCGUAUCGCACUGAAGUGCAGACUGUGCAUUGAUACUCAACGAAGUAAAGAGUGAAAUCUUCUGGCUAAAUCCGCGUUAUUUGUACCAUCUUGCAAUUUUACGCUGUUACGAAAUGAAUAAGCAUCUCAUGUGACCCGAUGUCAGCUGCCAUCAUGGAAAUGCAAUAAUUUGUUUUGUGCAUUUGCACAAUUUAGGAACUGUUUUGGAUCGCUGUACUUUGCAGAUUUUAAAGGUCUUGUUGGAUUCUGGCUCGCUUCUUCCAGUUGCUGUUCCAUUCACGCAGCUCCGUCUUGCUCUUGGUUCCAGGAACUUGUCGUUGGAUGUGUAAAAUGCUUAAUGCUGCAGCAGCCGACAGAAACAAGGACCCGAUCCUCGCUGUAUUAAAACGCAGAGUGACAUCAGACAGGCCUCUGACUGCUUUGGAAAUAUCUUCUGGCACAGGACAGCAUGUCAUUCACUUUGCCAAAGCGUUUCCGAACAUUACGUGGCAGCCGUCUGAAUUUGAAGCACAGUCGAUAUCGAGUAUUGAGGCAUAUAGACAGUAUCAUAAGCUGCAGAAUGUAAAGCCACCCAUCUAUCUUGAUGUGUCUCAGAGUUGGGAGAACUGGGGUGGAAUUCAACCCGAGUCAUGUGACCUCAUCGUGAACAUCAACAUGAUGCACAUCUCACCUCUGGCCUGCACAACGGGUUUGUUUAAUGGUGUUGGAAAAAUGCUGAAGCCACAAGGAUUGCUUUUGACUUAUGGGCCUUAUGCUUUCAAUGGAUCGAUUACUCCUCAGAGCAAUGUUGACUUUGACCAAAGCUUGAGAUACAGAAAUCCAGAGUGGGGUCUAAGAGAUGUGUCACUACUAAAAACACUAGGCCAAGAAAAUGGACUGCGAUUGGAGGAAAUUGUUGAUAUGCCUGCCAACAACAAGUGCUUACUGUUUCACAAGGACAGCGUGGUUUGAUUCUAAUUUCAAUUUGUACAUCAUCUAUACUAUAUCUACAUUUGUGCUGACUCUGCAGUGUUUUAACGGUGCAGAGAUACUGAAUAAUACAAAGCUUUGCUGAAAAUUGUCAUAACUGUCUUUCUGGAAAAAAUGUGGAGGUGUUUUUCACAGCAAAUGAAAGUAAUAAUAAUUUAAACAAAUGUUUAAAAUGCACAUAAUAUUGAUAGAGCCAGACUGAGAUCUGAGCAUCUGUGAAUUUCUUUGAUCAUCUUCAUUGGUCAUUUGACUUCUAGUUUUGCAGUGUUAUUCAAUGAUUUACCAUGCUAACCAUAGUUUUUGCUACGAAUGUUUUGUAAAAUACAGUUUAAGUUUGUUGACCAAUCACCAUGUUCCGAAAAGGAAGAAAACUGAUCAAAUGUAGGCCUUGUAUCUUGAAUGCAGUGUAAAUUGCUUUGGAUAUGCCUUUAAGCCAAAUGCAUACACUACCAGUCAAAAGUUUUUGAACAGUAAGAUUUUAAAUGUUUUUUAAAGACAAUUUUGAGAUAUUUUUAUUUUUUAAAAUAACUGUUUUCUAUUUGAAUAUAUUUUAAAAUGUAUUUUUUUUCCCCUGUGAUUACAGCUAAAUUUUCAUCAUCAUUACUCUAGUGUCACAUGAUCCUUCAGAAACCAUUCUAAUAUGCUGAUUCGCUGUUCAAAAAACAGUUAUUAUUAUUAUUAUUAUUAUUAUUAUUAUUAUUAUUAUUGUUAUUUAAAACAGUACUUUUUUCAGGAUUCUUUAAUGAAUAGAAAAAUCCAAAGAUUAGCAUUUAUCUAAAAUAAAAAGCUUUUGUAUUAUACUAUUAAUCAGUAUACUAUUGUUAUUAUUAUUAUUAUUAUUAUUAUUAUU
Labeo rohita (rohu) is the source of this 1832-nucleotide messenger RNA. It is a transcript of the gene mettl26, whose product is annotated as methyltransferase like 26. The record is from RefSeq and is a predicted model, not a curated record. Bases 335 to 964 code for a protein of 209 amino acids. Lineage: Eukaryota; Metazoa; Chordata; Actinopteri; Cypriniformes; Cyprinidae. The transcript is spliced from 6 exons.